Oncorhynchus kisutch (coho salmon) is the source of this 1371-nucleotide messenger RNA. It is a transcript of the gene ufsp1, whose product is annotated as UFM1-specific peptidase 1. NCBI's taxonomy places the organism in Eukaryota, Metazoa, Chordata, Actinopteri, Salmoniformes, Salmonidae. Gene Ontology annotation, molecular function: deUFMylase activity. The record is from RefSeq and is a predicted model, not a curated record. Bases 382 to 1143 code for a protein of 253 amino acids. The transcript has a single exon.
UUAGGGAAGGGGGACAAUCUAUGUUUAAAAUAUUGAGAAUGUGUAAUUCAUAAAAUAGUGACCAAUAACAAGCGCCUACGCCGCUUCAGAAAAUGUUUCCCACCAAGCCCAGAUAGGAACUCAUUCGUCAACUUUUGCGGAUAGAGGGAACUAUUUCAGCGAAGAACUGAGUCGCAGUUCUGACCAGACUGUAAAAAAUUCCACGUAUGUUUUUCCCUGUACAUCGAAUAAUAUUCAAGGUAAAUGAAACAGGAAAACCGAGUAACAAAAUUGCACUUCUACCUGGAUGUUUAAGGUUUAGAUUGAAGAAGAAAAUGACUUGCAUCAUGGAAUGACAGCAGAAUUGCCACAUUGACAAGGGGUUUCAAACAUUGAAGACACAUGGCUAAUCUAGAGGAAAACAUUUCUGAGCGAAUUGACUGGGGUGAAAAGGCAGUGGUGGGAGAAAAACACAAAGGCACAGAGCGUAAUGCAGAUUGGACAGGGACUCUGCUGAAUAAUGCACACAUUGGACUUCCUAGCCCAGCACCAGAUGUUGUCAAAUGCUCCCUAAUAUCUGGGGAGUGCCUCUACUUCCACUAUGGGUGUGAUGGUCAGGACGACAGGGGCUGGGGCUGUGGCUACCGCACCUUACAGACCAUGGCCUCUUGGCUGUGCCAGAGCUGGGCUCCACCUAAGGGCAAAUGCAGACCCCCACCCAGCCUCCCCGAAAUCCAGCACGCCCUGGUCGCAAUGGGGGACAAGCUUGCCAUGUUCGCUGGCUCUCGCGAGUGGAUAGGGACGUUUGAGGCGGCCCUGGUCCUGGACUACUACUACGACGUCCCCUGUAAGGUUGUCCACGUGCGGGGUGGAGGGGUAGAACUAGAGAGAGCUGCUGAGGAGCUCCACCAGCACUUCCAGAGUCAGGGGUCUCCUGUCAUGAUGGGAGGCGACCGGGACAACUCCUCCAAGGGGAUCCUGGGUGUGUGCACUCGGCCUGGGGGCCAGGGGAGCUACCUGCUGGUGAUGGACCCUCACUACUAUGGGCCCAGACUGGAGGUGACGUCGGUGCAGGGGCUGGGGUGGGUGUCAUGGAAAAAAGUAGGGUCACUGGAUCAUAGCUCUUUCUAUAACUUGUGUCUGCCUCAGACUUCCCGGAAAUGAAACGGACAAGGACAGAUCAGUGGGAAAAGAAGCGUUUUCGUAAACUCAGGCAGCCCAAUUCUGAUUUUUUUUUCCACUAAUUGCAGCCAGAUAGAAUUCUUGUAAGGACUUAAUUGGAUAAUCGCUUUAUUAAAUGUCUGUUGUAAUUAUCAGAGAAAAUAUUUUUCAAAUAAUACGUAUUUGAAAGAGAACAUCUGUUAUGAUCCACAAAUAAAGAUAUGUUAAAUA